This is a messenger RNA of Acanthoscelides obtectus, 665 nucleotides long. NCBI's taxonomy places the organism in Eukaryota, Metazoa, Arthropoda, Insecta, Coleoptera, Chrysomelidae. The record is from the annotation of a GenBank genome assembly.
AUCCUUGAUGAUAUAAACCAAUUACAUCCACUCAUCACAUCAUUGGACUUGAAUUGUAGAGCACUGCGAAAUUGGACGGUAACACCUUGACAAUCGAAUCGAUUCCGAUAGACGGCGGAGCAAAGUCCCUCACCAGAGUGUACACUUUUACUGACACCGGAAUAGAAGUGUUGAGACAUUUGUAAUUUGAGGCAGAAUUGUGAUAUAAGCUGAUUUGCAAAAUGGUACAAAUUGCUGGAAAAUAUAAGCUUGAAAAGAAUGAGAACUUCGUUGAAUUACUCAAAAAACAGGGUAUUCCAGAAGAACAUGCUAAACACGCGAACGAGGAUAGAGCCCUUUUGACCGUAGAGGUAAAUGGAGAUAAAAUUAAACUGACCACUCAAUCGGCACUAAGAAAUAGUGAGGUCGAAUUUCAUGUUGGGAAAGCGAUUCAGGAAGACAUUGCGCCUGAAUAUCGAUGCAGCAGCACUGCGAAAUUGGUCGGUAACACCUUGACAAUCGAAUCGAUUCCGACAGACGGCAGAGCAAAGUCCCUCACCAGAGUGUAUACUUUUACUGACACCGGAAUAGAAGUGGUGGUGACAAUGAACGAUGGAGGAUCAACAACCGAAGCCAAACGCAUUUAUAAGAGGCAGUAGAAAUAAAAUAAUAUGACAUUAAUACCG